Seriola dumerili (greater amberjack) is the source of this 3312-nucleotide messenger RNA. It is a transcript of the gene proser2, whose product is annotated as proline and serine rich 2. Lineage: Eukaryota; Metazoa; Chordata; Actinopteri; Carangiformes; Carangidae. The record is from RefSeq and is a predicted model, not a curated record. The transcript has 4 exons. Bases 176 to 2074 code for a protein of 632 amino acids.
CACAGAUUGAAGUUGAUGCUUCCUCAGUGAAGGAAACUAUUGAUGUUACGAUGAGCGAUCUGUGGAGUUGUUGGACUCUACAGAAGAUUCGAUGAUUCUUCGGAGCGAGACCAGAUGAGAUCCGCGAGCACUGGACCCAUCCUGAGAUGUGCAGCUGACCUCUGACCCUCGUACCAUGGACGUCCGUCUGCAGGCCAACCCUCAGCUCCACUACACAGUCAACGGGGGGGCCGGCCGAAACCCCAGGCUUGGUGAAGACAAUGCUCUGCAGUUUCUGAGCCAAGAGGAGCAGGAGUGCAUCCAGUUCUUCGAGGACACCAUCGACUCUUUGGAGGAGGGUCUGAGCGAGGACGACCAGAGGUCCGGGCAGAUGAAGCCUGCCGCAAGCAGCAGCGGUCCUGUCGAAGAGAUGGACAGAUGCCUAACCUCGAGCCCCAAACCUGCAGUCACUGUGUCUUCCCUCGUGGCCAGACCUCUCAGUCCCAAAGACCAGGAUAUUAUAGACCUGGUCCGCCCAGAACCGGACUUGGUGAUGACGAAAGAGCCAAUCUUUAAUCCCACCACUCCAGAUUUUCAGAGUAUGUUGCCGACCCCUGAAAGCCACUUCGAGAUAAAGCCGUGGCGUGAUUCGAUGGACAGCUUGCCUUCAGAGUACAACCCUCCCUUACCAAGUGGCAGCUAUGGGCCGACAGACAGCCACUCCUCCUACCACCCUCCAGGCUGUAUUCCCACUCCGGUUCUGAUUGCCCAGAAGAUAGCUGAGAACCAGGCAGGUGGAACCUCCACUUUGCUUCCCUCCUCACUCCUCCACCGCCGCAGCCUCGACUAUGAAAACCCACCGAGCUACAGCGCAGAUCCUCCCGUGAAACAGGGUCCUCCUACCUCUGCUAAGCCGCCCCGCUUCCCUGCUAACAUCAGCAUGAUACUCAGCAGCAAGGAGCAUCAGAACCAGUCUCUGGCUAAUGUGAACAUCCACGAGAGACGGGCACAAAUGCUGGCAAACCUCACAGGGACAACCCACCCUCUGCUGCAGGAAGAUCCUCAGCAGGCUGUGGAGCAGAAGGCUCGAAAUAUUCCCACUCGCAGCAUUUCCUUCAGGGACCCAACACCCGACAAAUCCAGGAUGGAGGCCUUGUCUAAGUUGGGCCUAAACAGGAACCGAGCCAUGUCUGGGUGUACGUCGCUCCUUCCUAACAGUACCAUGCUGGAUGCUCUUGCGGGUGCAGAAACCAGUGCCAAACCUCUUGAAGCCAGUGUUCCCCCAACAACAGAAACCAGCACCAAAUUGCCAGAAGCCAAUGUUACAACAUCACCUCUGAGCCAGAGUCACAGCGACAAAAAAGCAGAGAUUCUGCGGACAAAUUCCCUCAGGAGCCAGGAACACAGAAACCCCCAACCGAGCCCCUCACCUCCAGCAGUGACACAAAGCAGUUACCACCCGCCUCCUUUGGAAAACAAGGCAUCUGUCCCCCCUCCACCUGAGCUCACCUUGCUGGAAUUUAACAGCUACGGAGGGAAAUCCAUCGUGGUCAACCGCUCUCUUUCCUCCAGGAGCGAACCUGAAACCCAUCCAACCAGCCAUGAAUCCAAAAUCCUCCCACCUGCACUGGCUAACCCCAGCGAGUUCAACACCUACGGGGGAAAGACCAAAGUUAUGACCCCUGUUUCCGUAACCGUGACCAGGAACGACCUUCCUGACAUCCUCAGCUCCCAUAUUGACAAGAGUCAAACCUUGCCCGCCAAAUCAGAGCCGCUGCCCAUUGAACUUAACAGUUAUGGAGGAAAGAGCCGGACCAUCAACCCUUCCGUCGGGUUAAAUCGCCCUUCAGAAAGCUCAGCAAAGAGUUUCAAAGCUCCGGUGCCAACCCCGGCCCCAAGACCUCCUCGUCACUCCUACCAUGGCGCCAUUACUCCCCCGAAAGCAGCACAACGAGCCUUGUCCCCUGAUCAUAAGCGGAAGUCUGCCUCCAUGUUUCGUCCCCAGGGCAUCACCGUGCAGUUUUCUGGACGAGGGGCGACGAACGAAUCACGCAGGGAGGCGCUGAAGAAACUGGGGCUGCUGAAAGACUCUUGAAAAACUUUGUCGAACCUGAAUCUCUGGUGCGUACCUGCUGGUGUGGGUGGUAUGCUGGAAGUUUCUCCAUGUGUAGCUGAGCUCGAGGCGUGGUUGGAGAGAGGCAUACUUUUACAGAGGAAUGAGGCCGGAUCCUGUGAUAGACCUGCACAGCCAGUUCUCAAUUCCUCCAUAAAGAAAAACUGACAAACAAGUAUGGCACUGUGCAGCUGCUGCACACUCAACACUGUUUUGACGACAAAAGUCUUAACAGAUUUUGCCUCUGACCCAAGACAUCAUAUACCUCUUUUGGGACAAUCUGAUGCUGUAAAGAGAAACAUCACAAAAGAGGCUGAUUGUGAACAGCUAGAUUUAUUUUAAAACUGGGCCCCACUUCUGAAAAACAUCUUAUUGUCAACAGACCCAACGAAAAGACCUGAAACCGACAACGUGUUAGUGUGAGGCACUCAGCUCCAAGCCACGAAUGAACCAAUUAUACUGAGGAUGUAAAUCCUACAAAAGAAAAAAACAACUCAAAAAAUUCCUUAUUCAUUUCCUUAAAGAACUGGGGACUGUAGUUUUUAAAAAAACGUCACUCUGACUGGAGGAAAUAGUGCAUUUGUUAUGGGACUUUGCCUUAAGAUGCUCUUUGGAAAGGGGCCCAUAAUAUAAGUUUUAUAUAAUAUUUUUAUGUCAACAAUAAGGCUGGAUCCUCAGUUGGGCAAAGCUGGCAUUUGUUUUUUUUUUGAGGCUUUAUGUUGUUUCAAAAUCUAGUUUUAAUACCAUUAUUACAUCAGAUUUUAAUUGAAUUUGUUCUUAAUGAAAGUCACAGAAACUAACUGACACCCUGCAAACUUGGGGCAUGUUUGUAGUCCAGAAUAGGAUUGUUAAUGGGGGGCUCUGGGGAAUGUAUGGCAUAUAUAUAUAUGAUGAGGGAAACCAGGGAGGCACAGAGCUCAGUUUAGCUGCAGGGUUAGCAGGUUAUUCAGGCUGCAAAUUGUAUUUUACGUCGUUAAAAAUUAGAAAAGAAAAAAAAAGAAAAUUGAAAACAACAAACCCUCACCACAUACUCAGAAAACACCUCCUGACUAUUGUUUAAGUAUAUCUUUUGUUUUACGGUGUCACCUCCCCUCUCAUAAGUGAAAUUAUUUUUCAUACCCAGGCUGUGAAGUGUUUAUCACCUCUGUUACAUGGGAACCUUCUUCUCUGUUUUCACUGGUUUUUGGGCAUUUUUAGUCAGCAGGGAGUGUGGGUCUUUU